AAUCAGAAGUAGCUUUGAUAAUAUGGUCCAAUCAUCUUCCUCGGGUGCAGUGACGUAGAUUUCAAGCGACGUCACACGUAUCAACAUUUAUCUGCUGCUGGAGCUGUUCAUGAAGUGAACAUUCACGUCAAUCUGUCAGAAUGGGCAGAGGCUACAUAGUGGAGGAUGUGGUGGAGAAAUAUCUGUCCAAUCUCAGUGUACCAGGUGCAUCUUGUGUCACAGGGCUUCUCAUUGGCCAGAGUUCGUCCCAGAGAGACUUUGUGGUGCUGGCUGUGAGGACACCUCAGAAGGACACAGAGGGACAGGGGUCUCCGUCGGUCAGCAGGGGAGCUGGGAACUCACUGGAACACCUGGACGUGGAGUGGGUCACAGAGCAUGCCAGACAGGUCUCCCGGAUGUUACCGGGAGGUAUGUCAGUUAUUGGUGUGUUUCUCGUCACCCCACCUGAGCUGUCGAAAGAGGCUCAAAAUACAUUGAGACGGUUGAUCUUUGCGGUGGACAAGCAUAUAUCCAAGGGACGGCUUUGGAGUCUAACAGAGGAGGACGUAACAGAGAAGGUCACACUUCACAUCUGCUCCAAAACCAGGAAAGUCGUUUGCAGAACAUAUGAUGUUCGAGAUCCCAAGAGUUCUGCCAAGCCUGCUGAUUGGAAGUACCAGUCGGGGGUGUGUACUUCCUGGCCAUUGUUGACAUGCUCAGUGGGACUGAACCUGGUGUUCCCUGUGUUAGAGAUGCAUGUCUUACCACAGGACAUGGAAAAGUGUAUGAAGGAGGGACUUCAAACGUGGGCGAAGCAGAUUGAAGAUGGGCUUUGCCUCAUCAAUGGCGACGCGAUGCCUGGCGAGGUGGAGCUACUGGGGGGGCAGAAAAAGAAUGCAAAGGCUGUUCAGCAGACGUUUCGAGCCCAGAUCCUCAUCCCGAUGGCGGAACCCCAAUCAGAGCGGAGGUUGACGGCGUCUGUGAAGGUGUGCAGUGGGUCUCUCACCCUGAAGGGAAUGGUGCAGUGCAGGGCCUACCUCCACAGCAACAAACCCAGAGCCAAGCACGCUACAGAGGUCAUCAAGAGAGAUGUCAUCAACACGGUCUCUAGCAGAGUGGAGAUGUUCCUGGAAGAUCUUUUAAUGGAGGGAGAGGACAAAGGGUCAGUCGGUGUACAGCAGAUGCUCCCUCGCAGAGUGUUUGCCCCCGUGCCCGGAAUGAGCCUGUGUGUGUGUGACUACAUGUUCCCUGACGAGUGUGUGUCCGAUGUGAGUGACCGUCUCAAAGAGAUGCUGGACUGGGAGACACCCGAGGACAGCAUAGACACCUCCCAGGAGGCCGUCCCAGAAGCUCCUACGAUUGACCUAAAGAAUACAGUUGUUCAGAAGAACCUGAAGGCUAAAUCUACCCUUGACGCUCGUCCUAAGACACCCUCUGAAGAUCCCACUGAAGCCCACAAAAGCCACAAAACAUAUUACGCUGGUGUUGCCAUGGCAGCCGCAAUCGCUCUCCUAGCAACAGGCACCUCGCUGAUCUACCUGAGCGACUAACGGUGGAGGCACAGGACACACACACACCACGAGAGCUGUUGUUAUGCUCAGUGACUUAAUCGCUUUGAUUAAAUAGAUUUUCAUGAAAUUGAGUUGACAUGGUUAUUAUAAAAGUAUAUGCAAGCUGUAUGUUUGGUAUUGAUAAUUCAACAUUUUAUUUUUCAUAUGAAUUGUAAAGCAGAAUUGUGUAGAGACAAAAAUAAAUAAAUACAGUUCGUUUUGAUUUAUUUUGUUUCAGUUGUAAAAAGGUUUCACAAAGAAACAUGUGUGCAGCGUAUGAUUUAAUAUCUUUCAGUAAGUAUGUCUAUUGCCAUAUAUUCAAAAUUCCCCUCCCAUAUGUGUGGGGAAAAUGGACCCACUUUUUGUUGUUCAGUUCAUUCAGUCAUCAACAGAUAUUCUGAUGUGUGCCAAUCAUAAACUUUCGGCUCUGUCCUCACAUAUUGCCUCAGGCCAACCGUAAUCGAACCUCUCCUCAACCACAGUGCUGGCACAGCGAACAACGGACAUGUCAGAAGUGCUUAAGAGUGUCUGGAUUCAACAUUGUCUUUUUUUUGCAAUGACUUAGGCCUACGGUAUGGUCUUGUAUGGUUAUGCUUGGUAUGAUGGGCAUAUUCUAUGCUUUGAUCCUCCCAAAGGAUCGUUCAUGCUUGGCCUUAAUAUCGCAAAUACUGUAUUUUAUGUAUUCAUCUAUGACGGAAUUGAGCAGAAUAAAGAAGUCCGUUCAAAGUAA
Messenger RNA from Oncorhynchus keta (chum salmon), 2259 nucleotides. RefSeq names its product odr-4 GPCR localization factor homolog (gene odr4). Gene Ontology annotation, biological process: intracellular protein localization. The record is from RefSeq and is a predicted model, not a curated record. NCBI's taxonomy places the organism in Eukaryota, Metazoa, Chordata, Actinopteri, Salmoniformes, Salmonidae. Bases 141 to 1529 code for a protein of 462 amino acids. The transcript is spliced from 14 exons. Gene Ontology annotation, cellular component: endomembrane system.